AUGAACAAGGCAAUGCUGACCAUCUUUUCCGUAUUUGCCGUGUGGCAAAGAGAUCUCGCUGGAUCGAUUCGCCUCGAUCAAGGUUGCCUCUCCGGUUGGUCCGACGAGCUCCUCACCACCGCCACCACCGCUGCCACCGCCAAGCGCCACCGCUCGCUGGCUCGCAAGCCCAAACCACCAACCCUAACAUCCCGAAUGGCCACCGCAGAAGAGAAGCUCGAUGUGCUCGCGGCGCAGAUGAAGUCCAUGUUGCUGCUCAUGGAGACCUUCAACCGCUGGCGUCUUGAGGUUGACCGCUUCUCCACCGAGCUCAACAAGGAUGUCAAGCAACUCACGUCGCGCGUUGAGGCGUUGGAAGCGCAACCCAAAUCCGCUCCGCCUUCGGGCCCCGCAGCGCGAGGAAGAGGGGCGGGCCAAGGGCCCCGUUUGCCACUAUCCAUUUUCACGGUAGUGCUGAAUUAUGGCUACAAACGUACGAAGCACAACACUCUGAUGAUGACAUUAGUUGGGCAGAGCUUUGCAUUGCUGUUGAGUCUUAAAUUUGGUAGAGAUCUAUAUCACAAUGCCAUGAAUGAUCUACAGAUUAAGCAAACAGCUGAUGUGCAAGAGUAUUAUGAUAGGUCUCAAUGUGCUAUGCAUAAGGUCUUAGUUCACAACAAGUCCUUAGAUGAUGUAUUCUUUGUUAGCAAAUUUUUGCAAGGCCUCAAACCUGAUAUCAGUGCUGCAAUAGUGUUACAUAAACCAAGAACGGUUGAUGCGGCUUUGUCAUUGGCUCUCAUGCAGGCUAACAUAUUGGACAAUCAGACCAAGCCAUUCUUCAACAGGGCUUCGAGAAAUUACAACAAGUAUCAGGGCAAGCAAACUGUCAACACUCAACCCGGUAUUCUGGGUCCACACAACAAUGAAGAUCCUAAACCCAAAGGGGAUGACAAGCUGGCGGCACUACGUAGUCAGCGCAGGGCACAGGGUCUGUGUAUGAAAUGUGGAGAGAAGUGGAGCCGGCAACAUAAAUGUCCUGAUAAGGUCUCUCUACAUGUUCUCGAAGAGGUCUUGGAUGCUAUGCACACUGAGAGUGACAGUGAUGACAGUCAGGAAACCUCAUCUGAUGAAGACGGAGAUGAAGUAUUUCAGUUAUCAAACUGGGCGGCUGAAGGUGUGCAAGGCAAGAAAACCCUGAAAUUAACAGGUUUGGUGGGCAAUCAAGAGAUCCUUAUUCUCAUUGAUUCGGGAAGCUCCUGCACAUUCAUCAGUGAUAAAGCUGUCAAAGCUCUGUAG
This is a messenger RNA of Miscanthus lutarioriparius, 1275 nucleotides long. The record is from the annotation of a GenBank genome assembly. Lineage: Eukaryota; Viridiplantae; Streptophyta; Magnoliopsida; Poales; Poaceae.